Oreochromis aureus is the source of this 1026-nucleotide messenger RNA. RefSeq names its product major histocompatibility complex class I-related gene protein-like. Gene Ontology annotation, cellular component: external side of plasma membrane. Gene Ontology annotation, biological process: immune response. The transcript has 6 exons. NCBI's taxonomy places the organism in Eukaryota, Metazoa, Chordata, Actinopteri, Cichliformes, Cichlidae. The record is from RefSeq and is a predicted model, not a curated record. Bases 1 to 1026 code for a protein of 341 amino acids.
AUGGGUACCCUAGUUAUUACCGCAAAACAUUCGUUGAAGUAUUUACUCACUGAAACCCCUGGAGCCCAGAGCAUCCCUGAGUUUGUGUGUGUUGGAUUUAUUGAUGACGUUCAGUUUGGUAGCUGGAAUAGCAGAGGAGGAGAGAAAGUCGAGAAAGACUGGAUUAAAUUCUUCGAGGAUGAGCCUCAGCUCCGGCAGGAUUAUAUUUCAACGUGUUCAACUACACAUUACUACUUCAAGGAAACUAUUAGGACUUUGAAGCAACAUUUAAAUCAAAAUGAAGGUGUUCAUGUUUUGCAAAGGGUAAGUGGCUGUGAAUGGGAUAAUGAGACUGGAGAGGUUAACGGAUACAAUCAGUAUGGUUAUGAUGGAGAAGACUUUAUAGCAUUUGACCUGCAGACAGCGACAUGGAUAACUUCAAAUCGACAGGCUGAGACCACCAAACUGAAAUGGAAUACAGAACGUGCCCGAUUAGAGUAUAAUAAGAACUUUGUGAUUUAUUUAUGCCCUGAGUUUUUAAAGAGGCAUUUGAACUAUGGGAGGAGCUUUCUGGAGGAAGAAAUUCUUCCUUCAGUGUCUCUCCUCCAGAAGACUCUCUCCUCUCCAGUCAGCUGCCACGCUACAGGUUUCUAUCCUCACAGAGCGGUGAUAUUCUGGAGGAAAGAUGGAGAAGAGCUUCAUGAAAGCGUGGAUCCUGGACAGAUCCUCCCCAACGAUGAUGGGACCUUCCAGAUGAGUGUUGAUCUGAAUGUUUCAUCAGUCACACGUGAAGACUGGAGCAGAUAUGAGUGUAUGUUUCAGCUCUCUGGUGGUGAGGAAAACAUCAUCACCAGCCUGAAAGAAACAGUGAUCAGAACCAACUGGGUUGAAAGCAACACAAAGGAGAGGUCCUCACACAUGAUGAUUAUUCCUGCUGUGGUUGUUUCUGUUGUUUUCGUCAUCAUGGGAUUUUGUGUUUGCAAAAAUAUGAGAGCUUCGGGCGACACCUCUGAACUCCUAGAGAGUCUGAAUCCAGAGACCCCGUGA